This is a messenger RNA of Malaya genurostris, 1471 nucleotides long. RefSeq names its product facilitated trehalose transporter Tret1-like. Bases 48 to 1421 code for a protein of 457 amino acids. Gene Ontology annotation, molecular function: transmembrane transporter activity. Gene Ontology annotation, biological process: transmembrane transport. The record is from RefSeq and is a predicted model, not a curated record. The transcript has 2 exons. Lineage: Eukaryota; Metazoa; Arthropoda; Insecta; Diptera; Culicidae. Gene Ontology annotation, cellular component: membrane.
GUCGAAAAAAAGUUAUGCAGUGCCGGAAUUGCAGUUGAUAGCUUGACAUGAUGACGGCAAAUCAGUACUGGGAUACAUACCGCAACGAGUAUUUGGCAGCGGUUUCAGCGACCCUGUCAGUGUUUAUGGUGGUCUUUACAAGUGCAUGGUCGUCGCCAGCCCUACCGAAGUUGAUGUCCGACGAUUCUCCGGUGCCGAUAACAACCGACGAAGGUUCAUGGAUAGUGGCGAUACAGGCAAUCGGGGCAGUGUUCGGUCCCAUAAUUGCUGCUCUGACGGUAGAUCAAAUCGGGCGGAAGCUUGCCCUACUGGGGACAGUCGUUCCCAUAGUAGUUGGGUGGAUCUUGAUCGGCGUUGGAAACCGAGUGGAGUUUCUGUACGUAGCACGGUUUUUAUUCGGGAUUUCCUAUGGAACAGUUUACGCAGUGGCACCCAUCUAUCUGGGAGAGAUAGCUUCGACCGCUAUACGAGGCACCGCCGGAACGCUGAUUACCGUGCUGGAUCAAACUGCCUGCAUGGUGAUGUACUCGAUGGGGCCAUACUUGGAGUACAGAACGUUGGCUUGGGUUUCUCUGUUUGCCCCAGGAUUGUUUCUUUUAAGCUUCAUCUGGAUGCCGGAGACUCCUGCUCACCUGCUGGCUACCAAUAGAGAAGAGGAGGCAGAAAAAAAUCUAUCCUGGCUUCGUCGUACAAAAUCUGUUUCCGAUGAGUUGAUAGACUUAAAGGCUUCCAUUCAGUCAUCGAGUGAAGAACGAGGCUCGGUUAUGGAACUUUUUGCUCCGGCCUAUCGCAAUAACAUUAGAAUUCUGGCAAUUAUAAUAUUUAGCAUGCAAAUGACAGGACUGUUGGCCAUACUCGGCUAUGCACAAACCAUAUUUGAGAAAAUUUCAACGAAUCUAAAGCCAGAAGAGAUGUCGGUUGUUCUCGGAGCCGUCCAAAUGGUGGCGAUUUUCUUUCCUGCGGUGCUUGUCGAUCGCAUGGGCCGUCGCCCUUUGCUGCUAAUUUCUACCGCUGGAGUCACGAUAGGAUUAACGGUGUGUAGCUUAUCCUUUGCAAUCAAUUACGCUAGCGGUACCGAUGAUCUCGGUUGGUUAGCUUUCACCUCACUGAUGCUGUACAUUGUUUCCUUUGGAUUGGGACUCUCGACGGUGACGUUCGCAAUUCUAUGUGAAAUAUUUCCGAAAAAUAUACGAGCUUACGCUACGGCAGCAUUCGCUAUGGCUAGUGCUUUGAUCGUUUCCGUAGUCGCUAAAUUGUUCCAACUAGCACUGGACGAAGUGGGUCCAUAUCUGCCAUUUGCAAUAUUCGCUACCUGUGGUGCCGUAGCCUGGGUGUUGAUAUACCGCUACAUUCCGGAGACUAAGGGACGUACGCUGGACGAAAUUCAGCUGAUAGUACGCGGCAAAGAAAGAAAAGUGUAAAUUUUAGGCCUACUAAAAACCAUGACUCUAAGUUAAUUAUUUGUGUUUGA